Molecule: messenger RNA, 1125 nt
Organism: Coregonus sp. 'balchen'
Lineage: Eukaryota; Metazoa; Chordata; Actinopteri; Salmoniformes; Salmonidae
Source: the annotation of a GenBank genome assembly
AUGGAACUUGAUCGGCGACUGUUGGUGGCUCACUGCGCAACCCACACCCUGUCAGUCCUGGCAGGGUUGAUGGUGGUUGUCCCGCUUGCGCUCAACGGCUCAGCUUUCAAAGAGCGAUGUGCGCUUUUCACCACGGGUUCAUGGAGGACGGAGAAUCGAACCGAAAUUACUGGGGAACCGGGUGAGAUUUCACACUUGAUGGUACAGCAAUGGGGCCCACCGGCUGCUUGCCAGUUUGCUACUUUUGUCGGUGUUUUCACGGUGCUGUACGGCGCUGCGCAGGGCUGGCGAAGCAUCUUUUAUCUCCACGGACGGCAUGACGAGUGAGUGCACUUUACAUGGGCUUUGAAAUAGUUAAUCAAUAGCACAUAAAGUAGGCGCAUAUAUCUUUAUAAAAAAAACAAUUAUACAAAUGAAAACAUCAAUAACAUAAAUAACCUGAUAAUAAUCAUCAUGACCAUUAUGAAAUAUCCAAUUGUGCAAUGCAUUAUUAGGCCUAUGUGUCAUAGGCUAACUGCUAUUACGCAGUUAUAACGAUUUAUGUCAAAUUACAAUGUUUCCACUCGUUUACUGUCACCAAUGUUAUUAUUGUAUUCAUUUUCCAGCACCUUGUUCUCUGCCUUCCUGACCCUGAUCCUGAGCCUGUGUGUGUUGUUCCUGUCUGGAGGGGCCAGCAUCACCCUCUCCCUGGGGCUGGCCUCCUGGUGCAACACUGUCACUGAUGACAACACCAGACCCUACAGGUAAUGUUUAUACACUGAGGCCUACAUAUCAACAGGUCAUACUUUAGGGUAUUCCUGGUCAUUUGGUCAGGAAAAACUCUGGUCCCUAGUACUGUGCAUCGGCCAUCAGGGAAAACUCUGGGCCCUAGUACUGGGCAUGGACCAUCAGGAAAAACUCUGAGCCCUAGUACUGUGUAUUGACCGGUGUGUUGCAUACAUUGCAGUGAGUGUGAGGGUCAAGCUGCAGGAGUGUGGCUGUAGCGUUGUUAAGUAUUGACAGUUUCCUGUCUCUCUGUCUUUGUGCAGCUGUGCAGAAUACCAGUCCAUCCCCAUGUACCUGGAUGUAGACACAUCCUCCUUCUACACUGAGCUCACCCUGGCAGAGGUAUGUAGUCCCCCAUAG